Molecule: messenger RNA, 1926 nt
Organism: Amaranthus tricolor (Joseph's coat)
Lineage: Eukaryota; Viridiplantae; Streptophyta; Magnoliopsida; Caryophyllales; Amaranthaceae
Product: zinc finger CCCH domain-containing protein 48-like
Exons: 9
Coding region: 269-1600 (443 amino acids)
Molecular function (GO): metal ion binding; protein binding
Source: RefSeq, a predicted model, not a curated record
GUAUUUUGACAUGUCUAAUUUCACGGUUUAGGAUUCCACACAGGCGAAUCGCGUCCCUGUUGCUGCCGCAGGUACCACUUACAAGUACCCCGCAAAUGCUAAAACCACUUCCUGAAUUCGCUUUCUAAAUCCCCAAAUCCCCAAAUUCCUUAAAAUCCAACAAAACCCUAAUUUCUCCCUCCUUUAUUUUUUCUUUAUUUCUCUUAAUUAUUCCCAAAUCAGCCAAAACCCUAAUAAAUUCAACUCGAUCAUCAUUAAUAUUUAAACCAUGGAUAUUGAAUCAAACGGCAACAAUAAACGCGUCUUCAAUCGACUGGGAACUCGCCAACCACAAUCAAGUCACCAUCAUCAAAAUCAAAAUCAAAAAGUUUGUUUUCAUUGGCAAGCUGGAAGAUGCACACGAAAUCCUUGUGCGUUUCUUCAUAGAGAACUUCCUCCUCCUCCUCUUCCUCAUUCAACUCAUCCUUCUACUUCAUCUUACAAUGGCGGUGCUUCGAAACGUGCUCAUGGUGGGUUGGGAAGUGGUGGGAGAAAUGAUGGGUUUUCGUCGCGUAAGAACCCUAAUUUUAAUAAUACAUGGGGUAGAGUUGGUGGCAGCAGUGGUGGUGGUCCGGUUAAUAAGAUGGAAAGAGUUUGUAAUUACUGGAUUCAAGGGAAUUGUACCUAUGGUGAUAAUUGUAAAUACUUACAUUCUUGGUCUAUUGGUGAUUCGUUUUCUCUUUUGACUACUCUUGAAGGGCAUCAGAAGGUUGUGACUGGGAUCACUUUGCCAUCAGGAGAUAAACUUUACUCUGGGAGUCAGGAUGAGCAUGUUAAGAUCUGGGAUUGUUCAUCAGGACAGUGCGUCAGCACUAUUCCUGUGGGCGGAGAAAUUGGCUGCAUGAUUAGUGAAGGGCCUUGGGUUUUUAUUGGCUUGCCUAAUAUGGUCAAGGCGUGGAACAUUGAGACCGUCACUGAUUUGAGUCUGAGUGGACCUGUUGGACAGGUUUAUGGUCUAGUGGUGGGGAAUGAUCUACUCUUUGCUGGCACACAGGAUGGGUCCAUAUUGGCUUGGAAAUUCAAUCCGGCUACUAAUUGCUUUGAACCAGCUGCAUCACUGACAGGGCAUACGAGUGCUGUUGUUACCAUGUUUGUCGGUGCUAAUAGGCUUUAUUCUGGUUCGAUGGAUCAUACUAUCAGAGUCUGGAAUCUUGAAACAUUACAAUGCAUUCAAAUAUUGAAAGAGCACACCGAAGUUGUUAUGUCUGUCCUUUGUUGGGAGCAGUUUUUAUUAUCAGCUUCAUUGGACAACACGAUAAAGGUAUGGGCUGCUACUCCAAGUGGAAACUUGGAAGUGACUUAUACGCAUACGGAAAAGCAGGGAAUCCUCUCACUCUGCGGCAUGUAUGAUUCAGGGGGAAAGCCAGUUUUACUGUGUUCUACCAAUGCCAAUGAUGUCCACAUAUACGACUUGCCAUCGUUUAUGGAGAGGGGCAAGAUUAUGUCGAAGAAAGAGAUUCGAGUUAUACAGGCAGGUCCGAGUGGAUUAUUUUUCACCGGGGAUGGAAAUGGUGAAGUAAGAGUAUGGAACUGGUUAACAGCACCAAAGACGGGAAUGUAACUAUUUGUUUUCUAUAGUAAUUAGUCUUCAAUUUUUGUUCCUCUUUUAGUUCUUACUAUACAAACUUGAUGAAGAAUUACGAGAAGAUAGCGUCCAUUGUUCCUUGUAUUUUGGGCACAUAUUUAAGUUGUCUUCUAGAAUAUUAAAGACGAUUCUUUUGGUUAAAGUUGUGAGCCUUUUAUUGUUUAUGUAUUCAUAGCUAAUGAAGAAUGAGUUGGAAGUUGGUGUGGCCUAUCGCCUAUGUAUUCUGUGAUAUGUAAUAAAUGUUCAUUCACUUGAGGAAAUAUUGUGGAGUUGGCUAAUCAAAAUUGAUUAUAAGCAUUGCC